This is a messenger RNA of Struthio camelus australis, 7309 nucleotides long. Its product is annotated as SPNS lysolipid transporter 3, sphingosine-1-phosphate (putative). NCBI's taxonomy places the organism in Eukaryota, Metazoa, Chordata, Aves, Struthioniformes, Struthionidae. Gene Ontology annotation, molecular function: transmembrane transporter activity. Gene Ontology annotation, biological process: transmembrane transport. Gene Ontology annotation, cellular component: membrane. The record is from RefSeq and is a predicted model, not a curated record.
AAUAUGCAGAACCCUGAAAUACAUGAAAAUACAGCCUUGCAGUUCCAGCUGCCUCGGGAUGAGCAGAAUUACGGAGCUACCGCAGCACAUGCGCGACAUGUUCCACACAUGUCAGUGUCAAGGAACAGUCCAGCAAAGAGAGAUUACGUGAUAGUCGGUGUGCUGUGCUACGCAAAUUUGAUAAAUUUCAUGGAUUGGUUCAUUGUACCAGGCAUCCUGUUAGAUAUACAGAAAUACUUCAAACUUAGUGAUGGGGACGCAGGUCUACUGCAAACAGUCUUCACCUUGUGUUACAUGCUGGCUGCCCCCUUCUUUGGAUACCUCGGUGACCGGCACAAUAGGAAAAUCAUCCUUGGGGCUGGUGUUUUCUUCUGGUCUGGUGUAACAUUAGGCAGUUCGUUCAUCAAUAAAUCGUAUUCCUGGAUAUUCUUCCUUUCACGAGGACUGGUUGGCAUUGGCACAGCUAGUUAUUCCACAAUAGCACCUACCAUCAUUGCAGACCUGUUUGAGGAAGGAAAAAGGACCACAAUGUUAUCUGUCUUCUAUAUCUUCAUUCCAGUCGGAAGUGGUCUGGGUUAUGUCCUAGCAUCCAGCAUGGCAGAUGCCACAGGUGACUGGCACUGGGCAUUCAGGAUAACUCCUUGCAUGGGGACUCUAGCACUUGUUCUUCUGAUUCUCGUGGUCCCUCGCAGGAUCCAGAGAAGAACAGAAGCACACAGAGCGCUGAGCAUUUCCGGCACAAUACGAGUAGCAGCUGAGAAGCCAGGUGUACAGAGAACUGCCAAGACAACUUGGUGUGAAGAUGUCAUAUCACUUGGCAAGAAUUGGAGUUUUGUCUGGUCCUCACUGGGUCUGACUGCUAUGGCCUUUGUUACUGGAGCCCUGGGCCUGUGGGUACCGCUGUUUCUUUACAGGGCUCAGGUUGUCCAGGGCAUUGUAUCACCAUGCCUCCAAGAAUCAUGCAGUUCGUCUAACAGCUUAAUAUUUGGAGGCAUCACCAUUGGGACAGGAAUCUUGGGUGUCAUUGCUGGGGCAGAAGUUGCAAGAAGAUUAAGGAAGAUUAACAAUAAAGCUGAUCCGCUGAUCUGUGCUGUUAGCAUGUUCCUUUCUGCCCUGAACCUCUACAUAGCUCUGAUUGUGGCGCAGAUGAACAUCCUUUUCACUUUUAUUUUUAUUGCAUUUGGAGAAUUAUUUUUAUCUGUAAACUGGGCUGUUGUGACAGACAUACUGCUGUAUGUUGUGACACCAAGACGGCAGUCUACAGCUAUAGCCCUGCAGAUUUUGGUGAGCCAUUUGCUGGGAGAUGCAGGCAGCCCAUAUCUCAUUGGGAUUAUCUCUAAUGCUAUUCAGGCCAAGAAUGCUGACUCAUUCCAGUGGCGUUUCUGGAGCCUGCAGUACAGCUUCAUCAUGUGUGCAUUUGUUGGUGUCUUCGGAGGAAGUUUUUUCCUCCUGACGUCUCUCUACAUUGAGGAAGAUCGUAAGGAAGCAGAGCAGCUUUGAGGUACCAGGAAUGAAGGCUUGUCUUUCAAAUGAAGAUGAACUCCAGGGCAAGAUAUGUAAAGAAGAAGAAAAGAACCUCCUCCCCUUUUUCUUUCCUUUUUGCUUAAUGAGAUACAGUUAGAGAAAAGGCCAAAUAACAAUUCCUCCAUAUGGCAGAAAAACCUGCAUACUGACUUUUUGGAUGCUUUUGACUGUGAGUCAAAAAUUGUUACUGAAUUGGCAUAUGGCAACGCUCCCCCCAUCUGCGAAACAGGCGUGAGUAUGCUGUGGCGCUCCAGAAGGCAGUGUAUAGAGCUGUCACAGGCAUGACUGUUAACCUAAACAAGACAGCAGCAUUUAAGGCACAAUGUCUAGUGAAGAUUAGGAUGGGAGACCUAUGAAUUCUCAGCAGGAUAAGAUUUGCCUUUAGAAUUUGGAAAAUGCGGAUAGUACAAGCAAUAUUUUCAGUCAUCUGAAAUGACCGAGAGAGGCAGAGAUUAGUCAAGGUCAGUGUCAGAUUUGAGAGUGGAGGGUUGUCAUGAUUCUACGUGUAAUAUGUUCAUGGCUUCUUUAUAAUCCUUUGAGGCUCUUACCUUGUAUCCUGUAGUAUAAGUAUCCUGUGCAUAAGUGAACAGUGGUAGGGGUAAAACCACUUAAAUAUAACCAUCCGGUCGAGCGCUUAUAUCUAAAGUGCCUAACACUUUGGAUAUGGUAUCUGUUGUCAUAAUAUCACGCCAGGUGCCAAGUGUGACGAUUAUUUUGGCCCACUUUCAUUGCCUGAGGUGUUGUGGUUCCCAGCAGUGCCUUAAAGCCAAAGCCUGAGGAAGACCUUAGCAAGUGCUAGCAUUGUGAAUCUUACCUGAUUCUCCCAGUAAACCAUAAGGAUCAUAAAGCACAAAAUUCUUCUAAUGAGUGUGACUAAUGUCAUUAUAAAUAGUAUAAUUUAGCAACUUCAGUUUUGUUUGUUCUCUCUCUCAUUUUUUUGAAAUCUGUUCUGAAACUUGACUUAAACCCUAAUAGUCAAAUUUGGCCAGGACUUAGGCCAUUAUGGAAAAUAGGAGAAAUGCUCUUUUGUGAUACUCAAUGAGUGUAAGAAUUUCCUUAAAAGUAAAAUCUGGUAUUCUGAAAGACUGAGCAACUCUUUCUGGUUGUAAAAGGUAGCCAAAGCCAUUACACCACUAUCUUUUUGGAAAUGCUUGUGUUGCCCAAUGGCCUACACCCAGUAAGGGAUUCUCAGUAUUGGAUGUGGACGGAUCAGCUUGUAUAGGUCCUAAGUGCUUUUUUAAAGCAUUUUUGCAGACUAUUUUUUAAGCUACAUGGUAGCAAUAUUUGAAUUGAAACCUUUUGCAUGUAUUUGGCAGACCUGAGGAAAUCUGUAGCAUUUGUCUUCCAGCUAGAGCAAGAACAAUUCACUUGGCACCAGUUCCAUUGUUCUUAACACAAUGCCUCAUUAUGCAAUGAAUUUGGGAGGUCUAAAGGCAGUCUUUAAGGCCUUCUGAACUCUCCAUACACUUGAGAUUGGACUUGCAAGAGCCUGAAAUUCAUCUAGGUACACUGUUACUGUGCCAUUUGUGCUGUUUGAAGAUAAUCCAAGUAACUCUGGCGAACUGCUACUUGGUGAAGAAGCUGAAUUAUGAGGGGAAGUGAAAUUCACUAAUGUUAUAUUUUGUACAACAGUAUGUUUACUAGAUAGCAUUUAUUUUUGCAUCACUUUUAUGCCCAGAAAGUGAUGGAAGAGUUCAGUGACAGGGGCACAUCAAUAUUUGAGGCCAUAAAAUAGUAUGCAUUUUGCUGAAUUCUCUGAUCUUUGCAGGUGGACUACUUAGUGCCAGAUCCUUUCUUUGUAUUUUAUUGAAAUUUCUGGGAAGCUGAAUAUAAGGUCACUGCUGUAAAGGUUUGCAUUGUGCUUCAAGUCUUUUGGGCAGAGCAUGUAUGCUUGUAAAUGUACAGCCUAAUUAUGAAACUGGGGAUAUUGAUAUUAGCUAAUGAUUUAUUUCUGGUAAAGAACUCAUUUUAUAAGGUAACCUGAUUUAAUGAAAGGUGUUGAGCUUAGAUUCAUGGGGCUCAAUAUCGGCAACAGAAUCACAAGGUUCUAUCUCCAUGUUGCCAAACUCUGGAGAUAAAGAUUGCAACUUCUAAAUUCACUGACAGCUGCAAACCAGAUGUCCCCAACACCACAGCUGAUUCCUUAAAACUCAGGCAGGCAAGCCAAGACCUUGAGAAUCAUUUUUCCUGUUACUCGGCUGUGGCAGAAUUUAAGCAGCUUGAUAAUUCUUCUCUAUUGGCACAUUCGUGAUUUGUCCUGUAAAUAGAUGAUUUAUUUCUCACAUUUGUUAAAUCAGCAUUAAACUCUCUUUAAAAAAAAAUUCAAAACCUGUAUUUGGAAUACUGCAGAGGCAUUCCUUUGACAUAUGAGCAAGAGCUGCCAAAUGCUGUUCUGUAGAUGGUACAUGAAGUCCUUGACAAACUCGUUCUAACUCCUACUUCUUAUCUCCUUUGUGAAAGUCAGUGGCUAGAAACUAGCAGGGUCAUGCUGACUAGUUCACUUAUAUCUUUCCAAAUGCUUUUCUGUUUUCUUUGUAAAGUAAGGGGAGAGGAUUUCUAUUAUUUUUAGGUUUUUUUCCACAUUUCAGCAAGACUAACCGGCCAAGAGGCUGGAAGCUCUGAGUUAUGCCUGGGCCUCCCUGGAAUUGCCCAAUCCUCUGGCUUGAUGAGAACUGUUGACUCAGAGGUCUUGCAAAGGUACGAUGAUGGUAAGACACAGCCCAGGGAGGCUCUGCCUCCAAGGGAGGGAAACUGUUUCCAUCAUCCAGAAUUUUUACAAGGUAUUUAACCUGUCUGAUAUUUUUCUUGCAUAUUUGCCUGACCAGAUCUUCAGUGACUUUCUUCUUGGCCAGCAGAUGAAAUAUUAAAUGAGAAUGUAACCUCCUUAAUAGAAUAUAUAAAAGCAGUCAAAUUUCUUAAAACUUUCUGCAGAUCUUGAAUUUGCUUCUCAGCAGGCAGCACCAGAUUCAUGCACCAUGAAGGGGUCAGUGCAACAGCCUCUUAGUGCUGGAGAGGGCUUUUGUGCAUUUUAGCUAUUUAAGACAUUAGGCUUUUUGCAUGCCAUUAAAGCAAAAAUGAGUGGCUUGAAUAAGUAAGUUAUUUAAGUUGCAGCACUGGAAAAAGCUGCUGCUGGAAGCUGAAAGCUAUUAUGACAGUUUGUUCUGCAGUAUUUGAGCCACUUGGAAUCUGUGUGACUUGCAGCACACAGUCCGUGGGAAGACCCACUUUGUCCCUUGCAUCAAACAAAUGACAGUUGAACAAGCUGACAAAGCUGUUGUAUGUUCUGUAACUGUUCAUAUGUUCACCUCCUACCUUUACCAUUUUUUCCUCGUUCUUUCCAACUAAAAUAGUGGAUAAAAGGCACUUUGGAAUUGCUCCAAAAGAUGUGGUUUUAUAAGUCCACUCAGGUAAUGAUUUUGAUCUUUUCCUCUUCCUCCUCUUUCAUCAUUCUGCAAAGCAGGGACAUGGCAUUGAUAUUGACCUUUUGUGCUGUUUAUGUGGAUUUUUUUUUUAAGGAAGCUUUAGAGCUCUGCAUAAAAAUUGCCUUCAGAAUCGUGAUUACUUUUGGCUUCUGCUAAAUGCCUGAACAGGCAUCUAGUGGGCAGGACAUAUCUAAGAUACACAGUACUGUUAUGUGUAAGUACUUCUCUGGAGUGAUUCAUUCCACCAGACAGGAUGCUGAUGUGUGAGAUUGCUAUCAGCAGAAUAUUAAUUUUCAGAAAUCUCUCAUGUAACUUUUUAUUUCCCUCCCUAGCCUCUCCCCAAAAAAGUAGCCCUGUGGCUGAAGGUGGGCAGAUGGCACACUGCGGCUUUCCAGCCUAUGGAUUUAUGCAUUCUGUCUAGGCUGCUCACUUCUAAGAAGAUCUUGUGUUUAAUUCCUCUUUGCCCUAAUCACUCAUGCAGCUGAAUUGUCUUGCAAAAUAUUUUUGCAGCCCAACUGCGAUCCUUUAUAGUGCUACUGGUGUAGCCAUAUGUGUCAAAAGCAUCCUUUAGCUUAGAAGACAGAGCUCAGGGUUGCUGCUGUCAUUGUGAAGGACCUGUGCUGAGGCAGGGUCCGUUAUGACUGUACUGUCCCUGAUGGCUGUUUUACUAACUCCUUCUUAGGCUCCUCUGAAGAAGACUUCAUCACCUUCAUAGGUGGUCUGUUUCAGUACUCCCUUACUGAAGAAUUGGCACUUUCCCCCACGCUAUCUUAAGUAAAAUGUUUUGUUGUAGAAUAACUGACUGAAUUCUGUCUUGAUGUCCACCUUAGCUUUUGUCUUCCCUUCUACUUCCUGCAUUGUGUAGUCACUAGAAAUUCACGUAGUGACUUUAUUGUUUGCUAUAUAUGUCCUUUAAGUUCAGAAUCUGUAGACUAAUUAACUGAUUCCUGCUUGGAAAGAAAGCUAAAGGGAACAGACACUGUCCACCUGAGAAACAGCAUCAAAUGAGUACAGAAAGGCCAGAUCAGCCAAUUUAUGCUGUAGCUGAUCUAAGCUUUUCUGUAGUAGUAGAUACAUCAUCUCUGCUUUUGCGCCUUCCCCUCCUCACAUUAAAAUGUGGAUGGAGUGUCUGUUGAAAUAGGUUUUGAAAUAACUAAGAAUCCUAGAAAUCCUCCAUUAACCCAGAGCCUUUGUGGCAAAAGUUUUCUUCAGAUAUCUUUUGAAUGUGUUGCUUUGCAAGCAUCGCUCACUCUGCAGGCCUCCUUGCAGUACUGAGUUCUCCUCAGUAAUGCUAGUUAGCACUGGCUGUGACUUGGACGCUCCUUCCCCUAGGACCCAGAAAGAAUUCACCUGCUCCCUCGAUGUAGGCAAAAAAAGUGAUGAAACAAAAAUGCUUUUGGGUCCCUGCCAAGUUGUGCUGGCAUUCAAGUAGAUGGUACUGGCUGCAUUUCAAUACAAGACAGCCAGUGGGUUCAUCUGGGUUCUCCUAUAAUUAUCUUCCUUGUAAUCCAAUAAAGUCUUGGAGACGUUCUUAGGAAGCUUUUAUUUUUAAGGGAAACAAAGGUUGAUAUGAACAGACUCUUGUUUCUAUUGCUGUAUAGCUGAUCAAAUUUGCAUUGAUCUCAUUUUGUGUAAUUUAAUGUUUGCAUAAAAGUUUUGUUCUUAAUAUGUAAAUUGGCUAUGUAUUCUGCAGUAAUAAAAUGGCUGUAAUUUUGAGAGAUUAAUGAAAGUGUUAUUGAAUCCCACUGUAGAAAUAAUCCUUUGUAAAUGCACUAUUAAAUGUAUAUGGAAUUAGGAAUGCAGCUGAAUCCCAGUAGGCUUAACCCUUCCAGUGGAGUUAGAACAGGACUCCAGAAAUGUGCAUUGUCUCCAUAAAAUCAGAAUCCUGCACGAUGCACAAGUGUGACCUGUAUAGGACUUGGGUUAUAUUGUAGUACUAAGAUAUGACUUUGUCUGCUCAUAUACUGUGGUGCUUUUGUUCCUACAUCUAAUAUUUCUCCAUAUUGUUAGGAAAAAAUGCCUUUAAAUGGAGUUGAAAGGUAAAUUCAUGCAGGUAUAAUUUUCUUUUCAGUGUUUAAUGUGUUGGGCAGUAGGCUUGAAACUGAUGUAAAAAGGAUGAAGGUAACUGUUUUUGAAAGAAUUGACUUCAAGGUAGCUAUUUAAUUCCACCUUGAUGUGUCCUGCUAAGUGGCCUGAUUCUUUUCUUUCUUCUUUCCCUUCUUUUCAAAGAGCCUCACAUCCCUCUGUUCCUAAUGAAGGCAAGCUGAGCAGCUGUGUGUUCAACCCUCAAGAAAAUCAGGCCAUUUACUUCAAGACUUAAUUAUGUGUUUAGGAGCCUAAUCUUAGGCACCUAAUUUUUGAAA